Tinamus guttatus (white-throated tinamou) is the source of this 1638-nucleotide messenger RNA. The record is from RefSeq and is a predicted model, not a curated record. Lineage: Eukaryota; Metazoa; Chordata; Aves; Tinamiformes; Tinamidae.
AUGGAAAACUCCUAUCUCUGUGGAUACUUAAAGAUUAAAGGCCUUACAGAGGAGUACCCAACCCUGACCACGUUCUUUGAAGGCGAAAUAAUCAGUAAAAAGCACCCUUUCCUAACACGCAAGUGGGAUGCGGACGAGGAUGUGGAUCGUAAACACUGGGGAAAGUUCCAGGCUUUUUACCAGUAUGCAAAAACAUUUAACUCUGAUGACUUUGAUUAUGAGGAUCUGAAAAAUGGUGACUAUGUCUUCAUGAGAUGGAAGGAACAGUUCCUAGUUCCAGAUCACACUAUCAAAGACAUCAGUGGUGCUUCCUUUGCUGGUUUCUAUUACAUCUGUUUCCAGAAGUCAGCAGCGUCUAUAGAGGGCUAUUACUACCAUAGGAGUUCAGAAUGUCGAUAUUCCUGCCGAUUUCGGGAUCGUGUCCCAGGCAGCAGCUCCCAGCGCUUCCCUCCCCGCAGACUCCCGUAUCCCGAGGGGAAUCGGCCGCUCUCCGUAACCGCCGGCCGCCUUCCUGUCGUUGCAGCCACCGAGUACCACCUGGGCCUGCUCAAGGCCAAGCUCGCCAAGUACCGGGCGCAGCUGCUGGAGCCCUCCAAGUCCUCGGCCGCCAAAGGAGAGGGCUUCGAUGUGAUGAAAUCCGGGGACGCCCGCGUGGCGCUGAUCGGGUUCCCCUCCGUGGGUAAGUCCACGUUCUUGAGCUUAAUGACCUCAACGGCCAGCGAAGCUGCAUCGUACGAGUUCACGACCCUCACGUGCAUCCCGGGAGUCAUAGAAUACAAAGGAGCCAACAUUCAGCUCUUGGAUCUGCCUGGGAUCAUCGAAGGAGCAGCACAAGGGAAGGGCAGAGGCCGGCAGGUGAUAGCCGUGGCCCGGACCGCAGACGUCGUCAUCAUGAUGCUGGAUGCCACCAAGGGGGAGGUGCAGAGGGCCCUGCUGGAGAAAGAACUGGAGUCUGUGGGAAUCCGUCUGAACAAAAGCAAACCAAAUAUCUAUUUCAAGCCGAAGAAGGGUGGAGGCAUCUCCUUCAACUCGACUGUAACGUUGACCCAGUGCUCGGAGAAGUUGGUGCAGCUCAUCCUGCAUGAAUAUAAAAUCUUCAAUGCUGAGGUUCUCUUUAGAGAGGAUUGUUCUCCCGACGAGUUCAUCGACGUGAUUGUAGGCAACAGGGUCUACAUGCCCUGCCUCUAUGUUUAUAACAAGAUUGACCAGAUAUCUAUGGAGGAGGUGGAUCGUCUUGCUCGGAGACCCCACAGUGUUGUAAUCAGCUGUGGCAUGAAACUGAAUCUGGAUUACUUGCUGGAGAAGCUCUGGGAAUACCUUGCACUUACCUGCAUCUACACCAAGAAACGAGGACAGAGACCGGACUUCACAGAUGCCAUUAUUCUACGGAAAGGGGCCUCUGUGGAGCAUGUGUGCCAUCGAAUUCACAGAUCGUUAGCCAGCCAGUUCAAAUAUGCCUUGGUGUGGGGGACAAGCACAAAAUACAGUCCUCAAAGAGUGGGUUUGACUCAUGUGAUGGAGCACGAAGAUGUCAUUCAGAUCGUCAAGAAAUAACCCUCUUUGCUCCUCGCCAGUGCCUGGCCUUGUCUUAGCCACUAGAAUUGGAACUGACCACGUAAAAGCAAAACAAAACAAAAA